Mucor velutinosus is the source of this 495-nucleotide messenger RNA. It is a transcript of the gene PKH1, whose product is annotated as serine/threonine protein kinase. The coding region runs from base 1 to 495 and encodes 164 amino acids. The record is from RefSeq and is a predicted model, not a curated record. The transcript has a single exon. Gene Ontology annotation, biological process: tricarboxylic acid cycle; mitochondrial electron transport, succinate to ubiquinone; mitochondrial respiratory chain complex II assembly. NCBI's taxonomy places the organism in Eukaryota, Fungi, Mucoromycota, Mucoromycetes, Mucorales, Mucoraceae. Gene Ontology annotation, cellular component: mitochondrion.
AUGUCGCUUUCCAGAGCAAGACAAGUUCAACUACUAGCACGCCCAGUGUAUCGUUCCAUCAGCACAUUGCGUCCUUUGUUUAAUAAGAAGAGCGAGGAUCCUUUUCCCGACUUGGCUAUUCGUCACUCUUCCGAAGCGGCCUUGGACAGUUCAUAUCCCAAUCUGCCACCUAUUCCUCGUCCUAACGAAGAAACAGAGAAUAAGCGUCGCAGAUUGACUUACCAAAGUCGCAAGCGUGGUAUUUUGGAAACGGAUCUCUUAUUAUCGACAUUUGCCAAAGUCUGGUUACCUCAAUUCAAUCGUGAGCAGUUGGAGGAAUAUGAUAAACUGUUGGAUGAGCCAGAUUGGGAUAUCUUUUACUGGUCUACAAACAAGAAGCCUGUUCCACAAAAAUGGCAAAACUCCAAGGUGUUGGAAAUGAUUACUCAACACGCCAAAAAUGAAGACAAAAAGGUACUUCGCAUGCCAAAUCUGGAAGAAGCAUCAUCAUCAUAA